Messenger RNA from Symbiodinium sp. CCMP2456, 1119 nucleotides. The record is from the annotation of a GenBank genome assembly. NCBI's taxonomy places the organism in Eukaryota, Dinophyceae, Suessiales, Symbiodiniaceae.
AUGCAGGGUGGUGGAUAUCCGACUUCACUCAGCGCUGUGGACACGGCCCACAUUGACCUCUCCAUGAGCCGUUCCGACUUCUCUGCAUGGAUCGACACCGCUCGCACCGCCGCUCUUGAGCGUGCCCUUGAGAUGGUCAAGGAGAAGACUGAGGAUCUCUUGUUGAAACAAGCUGCCUUGCAGGCUGCUUUGGAGCGCAGGGAGCGAGAGGACAAGGAGCGCAAGGAGCGGGAGGACAAGGAGGAGGCCUCGCAGCUGGUUUGGAAAACAAACGACAUAGCAAGCAUGGUUUGGGACUUCGAGGGCACCCGCUCUUGGUGGCCUGGCACAAUCCAUGGCAGGGUGAGCAUUGUUCGUGUCAAGGUUGUCGACGAGACCCAGAUGGUGGAGAUGCAAGAUUGCACAACUGGCGAAGACUACAUCGGGCCAUCGCGCCAACAGAUUGUCCAGACACCCGGGCAAGAGCUCGGGACCUUUACCCACAAGGUGUCGUUUGAAACUGCCAGCAACAAGUUCACACUGUCACGUACGAGUGGGAAGGACAAGCUUGAGGCGGGAGAAAUCCUCGAGUGGGAGCUUGCAUUUCCAGAAGAUGAUGGCAGCACAACUGCCAUGGUAGUUCCAGGCUUGCCACUUUCCUACUCCUUCAAGCUUGACAGCAAGCGGGUUGAGAUUGCGACUCAAAUAGAAGGCGCCCGUUUGCGGCCCAAAGAGGCUUGGCAUAGAACACCAGACCCACAGGAGUUUCCAGAGUCCAGUGCCAUCGUAUUGAUGGAGCCUAGUGGCAUGUCCAGCAUCGCUUUUCAGAACAUGCACAGUCGCUCGAUCUUUGUCAAGAUUUGCAGACUUGAGGCUGCUAACGAAGAUCGUCCUGAGGCCGUGGCCAAGGUGUUUUGUCGUCCUUUUGAGCUGAGUCCCAAAGCUCAGCUGGCCGAAGGCAAGUACCACGUACGGGUGGCCGCAGGACAUGAGUGGAGAGGUGAAACAUACUUGUUCGGGCCUGCCGGGAUGUACCUCAGGGGGAGUGAGGCCCAAGUGGUGCAGUUCAAGACAGACCAUACAAUUUCCUACCCUGCAGGCAGCGAGGGCUUGGAAGCUGUUGACCAGCGUCGUUGGUGA